Arachis stenosperma is the source of this 693-nucleotide messenger RNA. RefSeq names its product glutathione S-transferase T3-like. The transcript has 3 exons. The record is from RefSeq and is a predicted model, not a curated record. Bases 1 to 693 code for a protein of 230 amino acids. Lineage: Eukaryota; Viridiplantae; Streptophyta; Magnoliopsida; Fabales; Fabaceae.
AUGAGGGGUCCAACCCUUCCUUCUUCAAGUGCAUCAAGACAUAACUCAUCUGGUGUUGGUGGUUCUUCUAACCCAUCCUCUCAGACUCCUAUACAAUCUAGUCCAAAUUCGCAAUAUUCAGAUUUUGCCAAUCCUCAUGGAUUAGAUGCUAUCGACCUCAACGAUGAUGAUAUUGAAGAUCAGAGGCAAGAUAGUAUUCAACACUGGCAUUGGAAAGAGGAUGAGAUGUUGAUCAGUGCAUGGUUGAAUGGGGUAGUUGCAUGUAAGAAACGAUGGUAUAAGAUCAACAAGAUUGUUGCACAAUUUGCUGGUUGCUACGAUCAAGCUAGUCGAAACAUAAGGAGUGGUUCGAACGCUGAUGAUAUAAAGGAGUUGGCCUAUAAACUUUAUUCCACAAAUUAUGGUAAAAUUUUCACUUUUGAGAGGCAUUGGAACAUGCUUAGGUUGGAGCAAAAAUGGAGAAGCCAACUACCUACACAGAGUGGCGGCUCAAAGAGAACCAAAGUUAGUGCAACUAGAGCAUACUCAUCCUCAUCAAACCUAGAAACACCAUUGGCUGACGAACCCGGUGUGGACUCUCCCGUUCGCCCACAAGGAUCAAAGAAGAGCAAGCGAAAAGGUAAGGAAAAAGCACAAAUGUCUGAAGAUUUUAGCGAAAAAAUUCAUCGGUUGUUAAAAAAUUAUCUCUCAUAA